ACUCUUCUCUACUACGUUUUUCCUAGAAUUCUAUGAAGAUGACCAAAUUGUCAGAGCUAUUUUCCAGUUGAUCAGCAGGGUUGGGAUUUUUGCCCUGCUGCCCAGACGCUUUUGGAGUCAGAGAGAGCUGAAAUUGACUUCAGAGAGUUCCUGCAGGUGACAGAGGAGAUGUACGAUGGACAGGUUCAAUCAGACCUCCCCUGUGGUGGGGUUCAUUCUCCUGGGACUCUCAGCCCAUCCAAGGCUGGAGAAAACAUUCUUUGUGCUCAUUCUACUGAUGUACCUGGUGAUCCUGCUGGGCAAUGGGGUCCUCAUCCUGGUGACCAUCCUUGACUCCCACCUGCACACGCCCAUGUACUUCUUCCUGGGGAACCUCUCCUUCCUGGACAUCUGCUACACAACCUCCUCUGUCCCCCUCAUUCUCGACAGCUUCCUGACCCCCAGGAAAACCAUCUCUUUCUCAGCCUGUUUUGGGCAGAUGUUUCUCUCCUUUGCCAUGGGAACUACAGAGUGUGUGCUUCUGGGCAUGAUGGCAUUUGAUCGCUAUGUGGCCAUCUGUAACCCCCUGAGAUACUCUAUGGUCAUGAACAAGGCUAUAUACAUACCCAUGGCUGCUGGCUCCUGGGCAGCUGGUAUCACCAACUCUGUAGUUCAGACAUCCCAGGCUAUGAGGCUGCCCUUCUGUGGGGACAAUGUCAUCAAUCACUUCACCUGUGAGAUCCUGGCUGUCCUGAAGUUGGCCUGUGCUGACAUUUCUAUGAAUGUGAUCAGCAUGGUUGUGGCUAAUGUGAUUUUCCUGGGGGUCCCAGUUCUGUUCAUUUUUGUCUCCUAUGUAUUCAUCAUUGCUACCAUCCUGAGGAUCCCCUCAGCUGAGGGGAAGAAAAAAGCCUUCUCCACCUGCUCUGCCCACCUCACAGUUGUGGUUGUCUUCUAUGGAACCAUCCUCUUCAUGUAUGGGAAGCCCAAAUCCAAGGACCCCCUGGGGGAAGAUAAGCAGGACCUUUCAGAUAAGCUCACCUCCCUUUUCUAUGGGGUGGUGACCCCCAUGCUCAACCCCAUCAUCUACAGCCUAAGGAACAAGGAUGUGAAGGCUGCCAUGAAGAACCUGGUACAUCAAUAAUACCUGAUUGAGUGACUAUCAAAGAAUUCCAGACUGCCAGAAUGCAAGACCUCCAAACUCCUCAUUGUGUUCAUGGGAAAAUGGUAACCCAAAGUAGAGAAGGGAGUUUUGUAAGGUCCAUGUUGUAGACCAUGUGACUAAGGCUAAAAAGUAAACUGGUCCUCUAUCUACUCACCCACCCACCCAUUGUUCCAUUGACUAAUGGAAACUUCUAUCUAUGAACAUGGAAGGAAAGCACCUUCACAGUUCUAGAAAUGUUGGCCAGUUUUUGGCUUUGUGCACAACCACAGUGACAUACCAGAGCUGUUUUAUGCUAGUGAAAUCUUAGAUUCUCUGCCACCAGAAGCUGGUGCAUAUCUGUGAAGCCUCAUUGGUGUGUGCAAAAUUAAGAGAUAGACACAGAAUCUGGUUUUAGUAGAACUGGGCUCUUGGAAUAUGCUGUGAGGCCCUAUGUAGAAUUGUUCAUCACUGUACAUGUUUUGAUAUUAUCCUAGAGGCCUGUGUUCAGUAAGAAUAACAUGAAAAAUAAACUUUGUACCAUUGGCUGAUAGCACCAUUGGCAAGAAUUCACCAUAAGUCUUGGCCCCAGUAAAAAAGGGCUCUUACCUUCAGUAUGCAACACUCUGAGGAAGCACAGAGAGAUGUCUGCACUCCGCUACCCAUACCCCAGGUCUAAUCACACACUGGUACAGUCCUGCAUGGCUGGGAGUCACAGCCAUGUGACUGGGAGUCACUAUAUGACUCACAGCAUCAAACACCAUGGGGGUGCCCAGACAAUAAGGAGGUCCAAAAAAUGUUUUGGGGAAAGCAAAGGGUUAUAAUAAUCCUCAGUUGCAUGGCUAUCAUCAGCCAUUAGUAAGAGUUGCUCUACAUUGGUUAUGGCACAGGUAUGACGGGCUGUGGAGCUACAGGUUUGGACUCUUUGGGUUGCAGCCCUAACAGCAUGGCGGUUGGAGGUCAUUUUAGGUGGGAGAUCUUCAACUGCACAGAAGACAGAAUUCUACUCACCCUGGUUUAAGACUAAUGUGGAUUUAUCCAAAAGUAGGGCCAACCUCAGGCAAAGUUAAUCAGGCUCUAGCUCCUUUGCUCUGAGAUUCUCUUGACUCUUCACUUUUCCAUGUGUCAGCUUUAUUCUCAGGCUGACUCUUCUCAUGGUCACAAGAUGGCUGCUGUAGUCCUGGACCUGCAUUUUCCACAUUCAUUUAUGGGAUAGAAACCACUGGUGCCUACAACCCGAGAACGAGUGUCCUGAAGUUUGCUCUGACCCAACCAAUGGAUGCAAACUGCAAACCAAUCACAGUGGCAGGUGAGAUAAAAUUAUGCAGAUUAACUUAGACCAGCAGCCCCUGCUCUGAAACAGAAGGUGGGGUCAGUCUAACCUAAGUCUAUGGCUGCUACACAAAGGAAAAUCUGGAGUUGUUAAGAAAGUGGUAGAGGGGCAAUGGCCCCUGGAAGAGCAGCUGACAAAUGUCCACCAUUUUCUGGGCCCUACGUGAGGCUUAUUCUGGGAAACCCCUAGGAGGGUAGAAUGCCUCUUAUUGAAUGUUGAAGCAGAAUAUUCCCAGCCUGGCCAAGUGGAGGCUCAAUGUCAGACUAAAUCUGA
This is a messenger RNA of Acinonyx jubatus (cheetah), 2723 nucleotides long. Its product is annotated as olfactory receptor 13C7-like. Lineage: Eukaryota; Metazoa; Chordata; Mammalia; Carnivora; Felidae. Gene Ontology annotation, biological process: G protein-coupled receptor signaling pathway. The coding region runs from base 176 to 1120 and encodes 314 amino acids. The record is from RefSeq and is a predicted model, not a curated record. The transcript has a single exon. Gene Ontology annotation, cellular component: membrane. Gene Ontology annotation, molecular function: olfactory receptor activity; G protein-coupled receptor activity.